Messenger RNA from Rana temporaria (common frog), 1188 nucleotides. RefSeq names its product sigma non-opioid intracellular receptor 1 (gene SIGMAR1). Lineage: Eukaryota; Metazoa; Chordata; Amphibia; Anura; Ranidae. The record is from RefSeq and is a predicted model, not a curated record. The transcript has 4 exons. Bases 82 to 756 code for a protein of 224 amino acids. Gene Ontology annotation, cellular component: endoplasmic reticulum.
UGGAGGAGCGGGGUGGUGGGCGUGUCUCUGCGGCAGUAGGAAGCGGGUCUGUCUCCGGUGUGUCCGCUCACUCUCCCCGCCAUGUACGGAUGUUGCGGGUCCCGGGCGGCGAGGAUCGCCAUGCUGGUGGCGGUGGUCGGGGUCCUGCUGACUCUGGUCCACCAAUGGCUGAUGAGUAAACCGUACACCUUCUCCCGGGAGGAGAUCUCCGCCCUGGCCCGGGAACAUGCCGGUCUGGACUAUGAAGUCGCCUUCUCCAAGAUCAUCAUUGAGUUGAGGAAGAAGCACCCGGGUCACAUCUUACCGGAUGAGGACAUGCAGUGGGUGUUUGUGAACGCCGGAGGGUGGAUGGGCUCCAUGUGCCUCCUACAUGCCUCCCUCACCGAGUAUGUGCUGCUCUUCGGCACCGCCAUGGACACCAGCGGGCACUCAGGUCGUUAUUGGGCGGAGAUCACGGACACCGUCUUGUCUGGAACGUUCCGGCAGUGGAAAGAAGGAACGACAAAAAGUGAAAUAUUUUAUCCCGGAGAUACCAUCAUACACGAGGCGGGGGAUGCCACAGCCGUCCAGUGGAGCGCCGGGACGUGGAUGGUGGAGUACGGCCGGGGGUUCAUCCCCUCCACGUUGGGAUUCGCUCUGGCGGACACCUUCUUCAGCACCCAGGACUUCCUCACCUUCUACUACACCGUCCGGGUUUACUACAAGGCGCUGCUACUGGAGACCAACACCUACCUGUCCGAGGUGGGGUUCUUCUGACCCAGCCCGUCCAAUCAUCAUCCUCUCCCCCCUCUGUCAACGGGCCCCGCCCACUCUGGCGGAUAACCGGCGGACCUCCAUCUAGUUUUCUUUAAUCUGCUAGAAGAUAUUUUUCAUCACACAAGCUAUCAUGGCUGCAGGGCCAGGUCCUACGGAGAUGCGUCUUUUGUUAAAACCAAACGGGAAGAAUCGGGUGCCUUCUAUAGAAACAAUAUGGCUGCCCCCCCCCCCCCCGGGGGAGGGGAGAAUUCAGGCCGCACACUGGAAUGAGAACACAUUACAGGGGGGGGUCUGGUCACAAAGCCAUUUUCUGAGCUCACCUCCCAUAGGGGCCGUAGUAUGUGGUGAAAUUCCUUCACCUGCAGCCUUAACGGGUCAGCUGGCCACACACUAUGCAACCACAUUGUACAGAUUAAUACACAAUUAAAUCUA